AUGGCUGCACGCAGCCCUCUGCCCCUCAACCUGCGCCGCGGGCUGGCAGCCUUCAGCGGCUGCCUCUUCAUCAGCAACAAGACGCGGGACAGCGGCGCUGCCCACAGCUACCACCCAGCCCACGAGGUGCUGUCCAGCCUGCCCCUCCAGAUGCUGCUCUACUUCAACGUCUACUACUUCCCAGUCUGGUGCCUGGCCGAGGGGAUGAUACUGCAGCUGAAGUACCACCUGCUGCCUUGGCACUACCAGUUCCUGCUGGUCACUGCCUUCCUCAUCCUCUCACUGGCUGAGUGCUCCCGCCUCUACCUGGGCUACGUGGGGAACCUGCAGCAGAAGGUGCCCGAGCUGGCUGGGUUCCUUCUGCUCUCCUUCCUGAUCCAGCUGCCCCUCCUGCUCUUCCUGCUGACGGACAGCCACGUCCUGGUCCUGCCGCUGGAGGUGGCUGUGCACAGCCUCCUCUUGGCCUUCCUCGGCGCCGAGAUCGCAGCUGCCUUCCUUGCACUGAGGACCAUGACCAAGCAGCUGGCUAUGCAGUUCUACCUGCAGCAGCUCAAGGAUGGAGCCAAGAAACUUCUGCUGCACGUUGCUCCAGGCAAGGCAGACCCUAAACCCCAGCAGUGGGGACACAACUGA
Messenger RNA from Indicator indicator, 633 nucleotides. RefSeq names its product transmembrane protein 17B-like. Gene Ontology annotation, cellular component: ciliary transition zone. Gene Ontology annotation, biological process: non-motile cilium assembly. NCBI's taxonomy places the organism in Eukaryota, Metazoa, Chordata, Aves, Piciformes, Indicatoridae. Bases 1 to 633 code for a protein of 210 amino acids. The record is from RefSeq and is a predicted model, not a curated record. The transcript is spliced from 5 exons.